Molecule: messenger RNA, 4467 nt
Organism: Corythoichthys intestinalis (scribbled pipefish)
Lineage: Eukaryota; Metazoa; Chordata; Actinopteri; Syngnathiformes; Syngnathidae
Gene: ankrd28a
Product: serine/threonine-protein phosphatase 6 regulatory ankyrin repeat subunit A
Exons: 29
Coding region: 626-4033 (1135 amino acids)
Molecular function (GO): protein binding
Source: RefSeq, a predicted model, not a curated record
ACGCACGCAGACAACAACACGCACAGACUGGUCUUGUUAGGCGCCCUCGCGGUCUCCAAACAGAGCCCGUUUGUUCCACUUUCAUAAUGAGGUGACUUUUGAAGCCAUGCCGCUUAUAAUACACACCAGAAAAAGGAAUACCAGGACACAACUGUAGUAUUUAAUGCUACUUACGCUAAUGCUACACCUGGGAAUUUUGUUAAGAUGGAUUUGGAGGCUAACUUUGUCAUUAAUGUUGUGAUUUCAUGACCUAUGUAGAGCUCUACACCACCCUACACCCUCUUUGGUGCCUCCCUCACACCCCCCUCGGUGUCCUCUCAGGAAAGAGCUAGCUUCAGCAGUCUGGCUGAAAGGCGCAAUGCAUCCCCACACAUGCGCCGGUGCUCUUUUGUGAGGACAUCCGCACAACGGCAGUGAGCUACGACCCGCACGCGCCUUAGUGACGGCCUCUCAUUCUGCCGCAUGCCUCCCGCCGACAUCAUUACGCAGAGGAAUUCCCUGCUGCCUCCGCCGCUUGUGUUUACAGCAGUACAGAGCGAGGAAGGAGAGGAGGCGUGUUGCAGAGCUCCAGGAGUGCUUGGAUUUGACGUCAAGAUGCGCACGGGUUGUAUUCGAGGAAGUGUUUAUGGGAUUUGUUGGUGACCCCCGGGGUCCCUGUUGGGCGCAGAGUGAAAAGUGUGUUUUUUGGGAGAGAAGGGACCGUUUUAUUGGCAUCCGCCUCUUCCCGAUGCGGUCGGAGCGGGCAAGUCGUGUUUGUAUCGUGGUGCUGGAGGAGGUGGAGGAGGACGAACCUUCCUUUUCACCUCCGCCUCCGAGGCCCAAAUCGACCCCAGACCACAGAUCACAUUAUGUCCCGAGAAGGGCUGCUGCCCUGGAGGACAAGCCAUCCUUGCUCCGAGCCAUCUUCAAUGUGGAUCCAGAUGAGGUUCGCUCCCUUAUAUUCAAGAAAGAGGAUGUCAAUAUUCAGGAUACUGAAAAACGGACACCGCUCCAUGCCGCAGCCUACCUGGGUGACACUGAGAUCAUUGAAUUGCUCAUCCUUUCAGGAGCCCGAGUUAAUGCCAAAGAUAACAAAUGGCUGACUCCUCUUCACCGUGCUGUGGCUUCAUGUAGUGAGGAUGCAGUGUCCGUUCUCCUGAAGCACAGUGCCGACGUCAACGCCAGGGACAAGAACUGGCAGACGCCACUCCAUGUCGCGGCAAGCAACAAAGCCGUACACUGCGCCGAGGCGCUGGUGCCGCUACUUAGUAACGUCAAUGUAUCUGACCGGGCUGGACGCACCGCUCUACAUCACGCCGCUUUCAGCGGACACGUAGAGAUGGUGAAGUUGCUACUAUCCAGAGGAGCGAACAUCAAUGCUUUUGACAAGAAGGAUAGGAGAGCCAUCCACUGGGCUGCAUACAUGGGUCACCUAGAGGUGGUCAAGUUACUAGUGAGCAGUGGAGCAGAGGUUGACUGCAAAGACAAGAAGGCCUACACCCCUCUGCAUGCAGCCGCCUCCAGCGGGAUGAGUAGUACUGUACACUACCUUCUAGGCUUGGGGGUCCAGGUGAAUGUUGUGAAUGCUUAUGGCAACACUCCACUUCAUUUGGCGUGUUAUAACGGGCAGGAUGUGGUGGUCAGCGAGCUAAUCAAGGCAGGGGCUAGCGUCAACCAGGUCAAUGAGAGAGGCUUCUCUGCUCUCCAUUUUGCCUCUUCCUCACGCCAAGGAGCGUUAUGCCAAGAGCUACUCUUAGCCCACGGAGCACACAUCAACAUGCGGAGUAAAGAUGGAAAGACUCCCCUACAUAUGGCAGCCACCCACGGCAGAUUCUCCUGUUCUCAGGCGCUCAUUCAAAACGGAGCCGAGAUUGAUUGCGUGGACAGGGACAGAAACACCGCGCUUCACAUCGCCGCGCGCUACGGCCAUGAGCUCAUCAUUACAGCGCUUGUGAAACACCGAGCCUGCAUCUCCAAGCGAGGUAUUCAUGGGAUGUUCCCACUACACUUGGCUGCUCUGUCCGGUUUCCCUGAUUGCUGCAGGAAGUUACUUUCUUCAGGAUUUGACAUUGACACUCCUGAUGAUUACGGAAGAACCUGUCUUCAUGCUGCUGCAGCUGGAGGGAACCUGGAGUGCCUGAAUCUGCUGCUAAACAUAGGAGCGGACUUUAACAAAAAAGACAACUACGGAAGGACUCCACUUCAUUAUGCAUCAGCCAACUGUAAUUACCACUGUGUAUUUGCCCUGGUGGGCUCCGGGGCAGGUGUCAACGAACUGGACCAAAGAGGUUGCGGCCCGCUACACUACGCCGCUGCAGCAGACACGGAUGGAAAAUGCGUCGAGUACCUUUUAAGGAACAACGCCGAGCCCGGAGUUCGAGACCAACAAGGGUACAGUGCAGUCCACUACGCCUCAGCAUAUGGACGAACACUUUCUCUGGAACUGAUGGCGAGUGAAACUCCUCUGGACGUGCUAAUGGAGUCCUCAGGAACAGACUUCCAGAAUGACGCUGAGUGCCAGGGGCAGAUUAGCCCACUUCAUUUGGCGGCCUACCACGGACACUGCGGCGCCUUGGAAGUCCUUUUGUCCUCUAUGACGGACGUGGACAUCCGGACCCCGCAAGGCCGCACCCCGCUCAACCUGGCCUGCUCCAGGGGGCAUCAGGAGUGCGUGUCGUUGCUGCUGCACCGCGGCGCUUCACCUAUGGCGUGUGACUACUCGCAAAAAAUGACGACUCUACAUGCUGCAGUUACAAACGGCCACUCGGGUUGCCUUCGUCUCCUAAUGAGCAACAAUGACCAGCACAUCAAUUUGGACGCACUAGAUGUCAACAAGCAGACCCCGCUAAUGCUAGCUGUACUGAACGGACACAGCGAAUGUGUGUAUUCGCUGCUCAGCCAAGGAGCUAGCGUCCAUCUUCAAGACUGCUGGGGCAGGACGGCGCUUCACCGCGGGGCGGUGACGGGCCAGCACGAGUGUGUGGAGGCGCUUCUUCAGCGAGGAGCUAGCGCAUGCGUCAAGGACAUUCGAGGUCUUUCUCCUCUCCAUUUGGCGGCCGCCUGCGGGCGUGCGGGCGUCCUAGCCACCAUGCUGCAAUCACCCGGCACUGCCAAUUCACUGUCGGAGCUUGCGGAUAACAAAGGCUACACGCCGCUGCACUGGGCUUGCUAUAGCGGAUGUGACGCUUGUGUGGAGUUGUUGCUAGAGCAGGAAGUCUUUCGGAAGAUAAAAGGCAACACGUUCAGCCCGCUGCAUUGUGCCGUUAUGAACGACAACGAAGGAGUGGCUGAGAUGUUAAUCGAAUCGCUCGGCGCAAAUAUUAUCGACUCCACCGACUCCAAAGGCAGGUCGCCACUUCACGCCGCCGCCUUCGCAGAUCGCGUCGAGUGCAUCUCCCUGCUGCUCAGUCAAGGCGCUCAGGCAAACAUCGCCGACACGUACGCGCGCAGGACGCCGCUAAUGAUGGCCGCCCUCAACGGGCAAACCAACGCCGUGGAAGUGUUAGUGAGCAGCAGCAAAGCGGACUUCACGCUUCAAGACGCCGACAGGAACACAGCUUUGCACUUAGCUUGCAGCAAGGGUCAUGAAACGUGCGCCUUGUUGAUCUUGGAGAAAAUACGAGAUAAGAAUCUGAUCAACAGCACCAACGCUUCCUUGCGCACGCCUCUUCACGUCGCAGCCAAAAACGGUUUGACGGUGGUCGUUCAGGAACUACUGGGAAAAGGCGCUAGCGUACAAGCAGUGGAUGAAAACGGUUACACGCCCGCGCUAGCUUGCGCGCCAACCCGCGACGUCGCCGACUGCUUAGCGCUCAUCCUUAACUCUAUGAUGCCCGCCUCGCCCAUGGUUACCAUCGCAACGUUGCCUGAAUUUUCUUUGCCUCACACAGUCAUCAAACAUCACCCCGUGUCCAAUCACGUGGCCAAGGGCGUGGCCUUUGAAAGCCCGCCUCCUCUGAGGCCCGACCGCGCAUCGUACUGCCGACCCGAGCGCCCGCUGUCGAGCGUCACGACGGACGAAGAACUUAACGACUCCGAUUCGGAGACUUACUGAAGGCUAGUGUGUUACUUGAGAGCCUUAACAUUGAAUGCCAUUGACAGCGAUAGAUGUCCAAUUCUUUUGAACUCCCAAUUCCAAAGGAUUGGACGUUUAUUGCCAUCAAUGAGUUUUAAAAAAAAAUGUUAUAAAAGUCCUUGACGGCUUUGUCACACAAUAAUGAGAACUAAAACUUCAGCAUUGAUGGUUAAGACUAAUGAACAAAACUAGGGACCAUUUAGACAAUGUCUUUAGGUUUUUUUGUUGUUUUUUUUGGACGUUGGAGGUUCAUUGUGAUGAAGCAUUGUUGUCGAGACAGCGGCCGAUUUACUUGAGGUGUGAGUGCGGAAUGAAUAUAGAGUAUAUUGCCUUUUCAGGAAUAUGCACCUUUCCUGUGGAGAUGAAAAUUUGGUGCAGUGUUUGUAAAGAAGUUAAAAAAAUAAAUAUAUUUG